Ascochyta rabiei is the source of this 486-nucleotide messenger RNA. Its product is annotated as Glucosinolate gamma-glutamyl hydrolase. NCBI's taxonomy places the organism in Eukaryota, Fungi, Ascomycota, Dothideomycetes, Pleosporales, Didymellaceae. The record is from RefSeq and is a predicted model, not a curated record. Bases 1 to 486 code for a protein of 161 amino acids. The transcript is spliced from 2 exons. Gene Ontology annotation, cellular component: cytosol; nucleus.
AUGCAGGACUUCUUGAGGACGAUGGGGGGGAAGUGUCCAACGCAGAAGAUUGUUGGUAUUUGUUGGGGCCACGAGACAAUCCACCUCGCUUUUGGAGGCUUGAUUGGUCCUAUGGAUGGUUUUGAGGUCGGCGUAACGCCCAUCGCACUAACCAGCCCCGGCUCCACCUUCUGCUCUUCUUACCUCCCAUCGAUAGAAGCGUACAGCAUCCACGAGUUCCACGAGUUGGAGGUCAAGACUCCCGGUAAGGGGUUUACCGCUUUGGCAGAAAAUAAUCUAUGCUUGGUCAACGCGGCCAAUAUCAUUCUAACUUUCCAGGGUCAUCUAGAGGUUUCCGUGAAAUUGCCGAUGCUCUUGUUGAGCUAUACGCCAAGGUAUACGGGCGCUAGUGUAGCAGAGAAGGAGGCGCUGGACAUGAAGAUUGCCAGCCCGUACGAUGGGAUUGCAAUCUGGAAGAAGAUCGUGCAUUGGGCUGGCGAGGUAUAG